Molecule: messenger RNA, 4231 nt
Organism: Balaenoptera acutorostrata (minke whale)
Lineage: Eukaryota; Metazoa; Chordata; Mammalia; Artiodactyla; Balaenopteridae
Gene: DHX9
Product: DExH-box helicase 9
Exons: 28
Coding region: 166-3918 (1250 amino acids)
Biological process (GO): positive regulation of transcription by RNA polymerase II; regulation of mRNA processing
Cellular component (GO): nucleolus; intracellular anatomical structure; ribonucleoprotein complex
Molecular function (GO): double-stranded RNA binding; ATP binding; 3'-5' DNA/RNA helicase activity
Source: RefSeq, a predicted model, not a curated record
UCGGAGCCAUUUCGCCGCCGCCGCCGCUGCAGCCUCCGACUUCGUGCGUGUGGCUUUGCGUUCGCUGUGUGUCCGUCGCUAAGGCCGAAGCCACGGACGGUCCUAAGAGGGCUGUGCUCUCGGGUACCAGGAAGCGGACGCCGGUCUGAAGAAGACACUUGAAUCAUGGGUGACGUUAAAAAUUUUCUGUAUGCCUGGUGUGGCAAAAGGAAGAUGACCCCAACCUAUGAAAUCAGAGCAGUGGGGAACAAAAACAGGCAGAAAUUCAUGUGUGAGGUUCGAGUGGAAGGAUAUAAUUACACUGGCAUGGGUAAUUCCACCAAUAAAAAGGAUGCACAGAGCAAUGCUGCCAGAGACUUUGUUAACUAUUUGGUUCGAAUAAAUGAAGUGAAGAGUGAAGAAGUUCCAGCUAUUGGGGUAGCACCCCCUCGGCCCCCAGCUACUGAUGCACCUGACAGCACAGCAGAUACUGGUGAAGGAGGACCUCUUCCACAUCUGGCUCUCAAGGCAGAAAAUAAUUCUGGAAUUGGGGCCUCUGGCUAUGGUGCUCCUGGGCCCACCUGGGAUCGAGGAGCCAACUUGAAGGAUUAUUACUCAAGAAAAGAAGAACAAGAAGUACAAGCGACCCUUGAAUCCGAAGAAGUGGAUUUAAAUGCUGGGCUACAUGGAAACUGGACCUUGGAAAAUGCUAAGGCUCGUCUGAACCAAUAUUUCCAAAAAGAAAAGAUCCAAGGAGAAUAUAAGUACACCCAAGUGGGUCCUGAUCACAACAGGAGCUUUAUUGCAGAAAUGACCAUUUAUAUCAAGCAGCUGGGCAGAAGGAUUUUUGCACGCGAACAUGGAUCCAAUAAAAAAUUGGCAGCACAGUCCUGUGCGCUGUCACUUGUCAGACAGCUCUACCACCUUGGAGUGAUUGAAGCUUACUCUGGACUUACAAAGAAGAAAGAAGGAGAGACAGUGGAGCCUUACAAAGUUAACCUUUCUCAAGAUUUGGAGCAUCAGCUGCAGAACAUCAUUCAAGAGCUAAAUCUUGAGAUCGUGCCCCUACCUGAUGAUCCUUCUGUGCCUGUUGUACUCAACCUUGGCAAACUGGCUCAUUUUGAGCCGUCUCAGAGGCAGAACCAAGUGGGCGUGGUUCCUUGGUCACCUCCACAGUCCAACUGGAAUCCUUGGACCAGUAGCAACAUUGAUGAGGGGCCCCUGGCUUACGCUACUCCAGAACAAAUAAGCAUGGACCUCAAGAGUGAAUUAAUGUAUCAGCUGGAACAGGAUCAUGAUUUGCAAGCAAUCUUACAAGAGAGAGAGUUACUGCCUGUGAAGAAAUUUGAAAGUGAAAUCCUGGAAGCAAUUAGUCAAAAUCCAGUUGUUAUUAUCCGAGGCGCUACUGGAUGUGGUAAAACCACACAAGUUCCCCAGUUUAUUCUAGAUGACUUUAUCCAGAAUGACCGAGCAGCAGGAUGUAAUAUUGUAGUAACUCAGCCCAGGAGAAUCAGUGCAGUUUCUGUGGCAGAGCGAGUUGCAUAUGAGAGAGGAGAAGAGCCUGGAAAAAGUUGUGGCUAUAGUGUUCGAUUUGAGUCUGUACUUCCCCGCCCUCAUGCCAGUAUAAUGUUUUGUACUGUGGGUGUACUCCUAAGAAAAUUAGAAGCAGGCAUUCGAGGAAUCAGUCAUGUAAUUGUAGAUGAAAUACAUGAAAGAGACAUAAAUACUGACUUCCUUUUGGUAGUGUUGCGUGAUGUCGUUCAGGCAUAUCCUGAAGUUCGCAUUGUCCUCAUGUCUGCUACUAUUGAUACGAGCAUGUUCUGUGAAUAUUUCUUCAGUUGCCCAAUCAUUGAAGUUUAUGGGAGGACUUACCCAGUUCAAGAAUAUUUUUUGGAAGACUGUAUUCAGAUGACCCACUUUGUUCCUCCACCGAAGGACAAGAAGAAGAAGGAUAAGGAUGAUGAUAGUGGUGAAGACGAUGAUGCAAAUUGCAACCUGAUCUGUGGUGAUGAAUAUGGUCCAGAAACAAAGGUGAGCAUGGCUCAACUGAAUGAGAAAGAAACUCCUUUUGAACUCAUCGAGGCUCUACUUAAGUACAUCGAGACCCUUAAUGUUCCUGGAGCUGUGUUGGUUUUUCUGCCUGGCUGGAAUUUGAUUUAUACUAUGCAGAAGCAUUUGGAAAUGAAUCCACAUUUUGGAAGCCAUAGGUAUCAGAUUCUACCUCUGCAUUCUCAGAUUCCUCGAGAGGAACAGCGCAAAGUAUUUGAUCCAGUACCAGGUGGAGUAACCAAGGUUAUUUUGUCCACAAAUAUUGCUGAGACAAGCAUUACCAUAAAUGAUGUUGUUUAUGUCAUUGACUCCUGCAAGCAAAAAGUGAAGCUGUUCACUGCUCACAACAAUAUGACCAAUUACGCUACAGUCUGGGCAUCCAAAACAAACCUCGAGCAGCGGAAAGGACGAGCUGGCCGCGUACGGCCUGGAUUCUGCUUUCACCUCUGUAGCCGAGCUCGUUUUGAGAGACUCGAAACCCACAUGACCCCAGAGAUGUUCCGAACACCAUUGCAUGAAAUUGCUUUGAGCAUAAAACUUCUGCGUCUGGGAGGAAUUGGCCAAUUCCUGGCCAAGGCAAUUGAACCUCCGCCUUUGGAUGCUGUGAUUGAAGCAGAGCACACACUUAGAGAGCUUGAUGCAUUAGAUACCAAUGAUGAGUUGACUCCUCUGGGACGAAUCCUGGCUAAACUCCCCAUUGAGCCUCGUCUUGGCAAAAUGAUGAUAAUGGGGUGUAUUUUCUAUGUGGGAGAUGCUGUUUGUACCAUCUCUGCUGCCACCUGCUUUCCGGAGCCUUUCAUCAGUGAAGGAAAGCGACUGGGUUAUAUCCAUCGAAAUUUUGCUGGAAACAGAUUUUCUGAUCAUGUGGCCCUUUUAUCAGUAUUCCAAGCUUGGGAUGAUGCUAGAAUGGGUGGAGAAGAAGCAGAGAUACGUUUUUGUGAGCACAAAAGACUCAAUAUGGCUACACUUAGAAUGACCUGGGAAGCCAAAGUUCAGCUCAAAGAGAUUCUGAUUAAUUCUGGAUUUCCAGAAGAGUGUUUAUUGACACAAGUGUUUACUAACACUGGACCAGACAAUAAUCUGGAUGUUGUUAUCUCUCUCCUGGCCUUUGGCGUGUACCCCAAUGUGUGCUAUCAUAAGGAAAAGAGAAAGAUUCUCACCACUGAAGGGCGUAAUGCGCUUAUCCACAAGUCAUCUGUUAAUUGUCCUUUUAGCAGCCAAGACAUGAAGUACCCAUCUCCCUUCUUUGUUUUUGGUGAAAAGAUUCGAACCCGGGCCAUCUCUGCUAAAGGCAUGACCUUAGUCACCCCCUUGCAGCUGCUUCUCUUUGCCUCCAAGAAAGUCCAAUCUGAUGGACAGAUUGUGCUGGUAGAUGACUGGAUCAGACUGCAAAUAUCUCAUGAAGCUGCUGCCUGUAUCACUGCUCUCCGGGCAGCCAUGGAGGCUCUGGUUGUUGAAGUAACCCAGCAGCCUGAUAUCAUCAGCCAGUUGGACCCCGUUAAUGAACAUAUGCUAAACACAAUCCGCCAAAUCUCUAGGCCCUCAGCUGCUGGUAUCAACCUUAUGAUUGGCAGUACACGGUAUGGAGAUGGUCCACGUCCUCCCAAGAUGGCUCGAUAUGACAAUGGAAGUGGAUAUAGAAGGGGAGGUUCAAGUUAUGGUGGUGGAGGCUACGGGGGUAGUGGAAGCUACGGUGGCAGUGGCUAUGGUGGCGGCUCCAGCUCCUACUGGGGAGGCUAUAGAGGGGGUUCCCGAGGUGGCUAUGGAGGUGACUACAGAGGGUCUAGUGGAGGAGGCUACAGAGGAUCUGGGGGAUUCCAGCGAGGAGGUGGCAGAGGGGGCUAUGGGAGUGGCUACUUUGGACAAGGAAGAGGAGGUGGUGGCUAUUAAAGCUUGCUUAUGUCAGUGCCUGUGCAUAGACAGGUAAAAAAAAAAAAAUGCAUGCUACCCCUUUUCCCUAGUUGUUUAUGUGCUGCCAGUAAGUAAACCCAUUCCACCCAUUCUGUGGUUUGUUGUAGUUUAAGGAAACUAAACAUAUUAGGUAUAUUAGUGAUUUUGUUUAUAUUAUGUAAAAUAUCAUGCUCUAUUAUAAAAGUACUACAGUUUGUAUUUUUUCUUUAAGGAGUAAAGAUUUGCCUUUAAAAUGAACUUGAUAUUUUCUUGAUUUUAGUUUAAUACAAUAGAAAUAAAGUAUUACAUUGAA